UUGAUACUUUUGGUUUUUAUUCAAGUGUGCUUAAUCUCAUUGGUAUUACCUGCUGAUCCAUGUGUUUUUGAAUUUAUAUGUCCACCUGGAUAUAUGUGCUUAUUUAAUUUUUGCUAUCCUAUCUCCCAAACGUUGGAAGUAUUGUAAAAGAACGUUGGAAGUAUUUUAAAAGAUGUUAAAAAAAUAAAUCCAAAAGAGAUUAAUUUGUUUGUGAUUUUAUUGAAAAUAUCUUUCGGAUAAGAAAUUUAACAAUUUAGCUGGCACAAAAAUAAAUGUUUAUUCUCUAUAGAAUGUGUACAAAGUAGGCGAAGGUGGAAUAUAUCUAAGAUUAUGGGAAAUACAUUGUAAUUUAAAGUAAGAGGGAUAACGAUGGAUUUGUCGGUAUUAUGAGAGAUUAUGAGGAAUUUAAAAUAUCGAGGAAUAAAGUGGGAUAUCAGUCUACAAACGAAAAUAUAAUAGAUAGUUGUUCCAACAACAGGCACAACAAAAAUAUUUGUUCAAAUGACGGCAACUGUAGUUUCAUCAACAUCAAAGAGUAAAGUGUUGUUCAGUUGGGAAAAUUGAUUGGGGAAGUUUUUACGUCAACGGGAAAGUUUUAUAACGACGGGGAAGGAUGCUUAAAGUACGGGUAUGUUGUUCCAAGCAUUAAGAAAAUUUUGUUAAGUUCCAAUAGAAAUUUGGUCCUAGUAAGGAUAAUUCUAAAAGAUUAUAUACAAUUUUACGAUUUUUUCGAUUUUCUGCGACUUG
This is a messenger RNA of Meloidogyne enterolobii, 747 nucleotides long. Lineage: Eukaryota; Metazoa; Nematoda; Chromadorea; Rhabditida; Meloidogynidae. The record is from the annotation of a GenBank genome assembly.